AUGAAAUUGUAUAUAAUCUUAAUUACAGUAUUUCUAAAACUAUUACUCAUUCAUACAAUCUCUACUGAGCCUAUUAUUUAUGGGGCACUUCCAGAUACAUAUGAAUCAAUAACAGAUCAUAUCAUUGUCUUACAAUCUAAUAAACCUAUACAUUUAACUAUAUUUGGUUUACAAAUAGAUUAUAUUAGUCAUAUAUCAUUUGCAUCAAUUAGAAAGCCUCCAAAUUCACCAUGUGAACAUGAACGUGUUACUAGUUCAUUUAAUACACUUCCCGAGAGUUCAUUUGUCACUUCAAGUCUUAUAAGUUUACGUGAAUUAUCCAGUAAUGAAGCUGCUUUUUAUCUAUGCAUUCGUAUUAUUCCUGUACAAAUUAUUCCACAUAUUGAUUCAUCAGAAAAUACCGCAUCACCAUCACAACAACAACAGCAACUACGGAAUUAUUCUGAUAUUGACGGUAAAUGGAUCUAUGCUAAUGGUACUACACCGGAGUAUCGUUUAUCCUUUCGGACAACAAGUGCUCUUAUGCCAUUAUGGGUACAAAUUAUUUUAAUUAUUUUAUUAUUUUUUCUAUCUGGUUUAUUUAGUGGUCUUAAUUUAGGCCUUAUGUCACUUGAUAAAACUGAAUUAAAAAUUAUUGAAAGUGCUGGUUCACAUAAGGAAAAAGGUUAUGCUAAAGCUAUACGUCCUGUACGUGAAAAAGGCAAUCUGUUAUUAUGUACACUUCUGCUGGGUAAUGUACUUGUCAAUACAUCAUUAACUAUACUUAUGGAUGAUUUAACUGGGAGUGGUUUAUUCGCUGUUAUCGCCUCUACUAUUGGUAUUACACUAUUUGGUGAAAUUAUGCCACAAGCUGUAUGCUCAAGGCAUGGAUUAGCUAUCGGUGCAAAAACUUUAUGGUUGACAAAAACAUUUAUGCUGCUCACCUUUCCAAUUGCAUUUCCUGUUAGUUAUAUAUUGGAUAAAAUACUUGGUGAAGAAAUUGGUCAAGUGUAUAGUAGAGAAAAGCUUGGAGUACUUAUACGUGAACAAGCUUUGGCUGGAACAGUCGCCACAGACGAGAUGAAUAUUAUUACCGGUGCAUUGGCUUUAACGACGAAAACAGUUGCUGAUGUGAUGACUCCCCUGUCUGAUGCCUUUAUGUUAUCCUAUUCAGCUAUAUUAGAUUUUCAUACAAUGAAUGAAAUCUUUUCCCAUGGUUAUACACGUAUCCCUGUUUACGAGAAUGAUAAACAGAAUAUUCGAGCUGUAUUGAAUGUUAAAGAUUUAGCCUUUAUCAAUACAGAUGAUAAGGUGCCUGUAUCGACUGUAUGCGAUUUUUAUAAUCGUUCAAUUAUUAUUGUAUUGGAUUCAACGAAUUUAGAAGUUAUGCUGAAAGAAUUUCGUCAAGGAAGAGCUCAUAUGGCAUUUGUUGAACGUUUAGUAACAGAAGGUGAAUGUGAUCCAUACAGAGAAAUGAUUGGUUUAGUCACUUUGGAAGAUGUUAUCGAAGAGAUUAUUCAAGCUGAAAUAGUCGAUGAAACAGAUAUUUUGACUGACAAUGUUCAUCAUCAAGUCCGACAAGUACGUAAAAGAGACUUUCGUAUGUUUGGUCUUCAUGAUUAUCAGGGCAAAUCGAGAUUAUCACCACAAUUGAAAAUUGCCGCUUUACGACAUUUAGCUUCAAAUGUUGAAUCUUUCAAUGAAAAUUAUAUUUGUUAUUCUGUAUUGCAAAGUUUUCUUAAUGCCAAUAUUGUUGCUGAAUGUUUUUACAAUGCCAAAGAUGAAGAAGCUAAUACGCUAUAUCAUAUGGGUCAAUGGGCAAACUAUGCUAUCCUUCUACUUCAAGGACGUGCUACAGUUGAAAUUGGUGCUGAAGGACUUGUAUUUGAAGCUGGACCAUUUGUUAUGUUUGGUGAAACUGUUUUAAGGCGUGUCAAUGAAUUGUUUCCAAAUCUAUCAGAAAAUAUGGAUCCAUCAGUUCAAUCGGCACGUUUGGCGUCUGAAGCUCGAUUCCUACCAGAUUAUGAUUUAAAAGCUUCAACAAAUUUACAAUAUUUAAAAAUAUCCGCUGAACAUUAUCUGUUGGCUAGACGUUUAAGUAUCCUGCAUCAACGAGCUAAUAUACCUGGUGAUGUCACAGCUAAAUAUUCUAUGAAUCUAUCUGAGAAAUUCAAUGAAACGAAAUCAUUUAAUAAUAUAGCUGGAUUAAUUGGUCCAAUCACUUAUGAUUGUCAUGAUAUGUUUCAAAAUGCCUGGAAUCGUCAUAUCGAUCGCUUGCAAAAAUCAUCGUUAGCUGCAGCAUAUGCUGCUACACUGGAAGAUAAUCAUCAACUUGGUGGAGGCCUCAGCGGCGGUGGCGUUGGGAGUCCAAAUGUUUGCGCAUCUGUUACACCGACUACAGAUGUUAUCGCUCCUGGAAAUCAUAUACAGAAUGAUGAUAUUAAUCCGGAUAGUACGACGAAUACAACGCAUAUUUCUAAUGUUACUUCGACUACAAGUAGUACUAGUACUUCUAUGAAUACUCCAAUGUCUACGAUUAAUACAACUGGUAUAUCAAAAACACCGUCUAUCGUUAGGCAAUCAUCAAACACUCCACUCAGUGAUGCUAGUAGUAAUAAUAAUAAUAUUAAUAACAAUAAUAAUAAUAACCCUAAUGGUAUGCUUAAUAGUACUUAUAGUAGUACUAAUAGUAGUAGUAAUAAUAACAAUAAUAAUAAUAAUAUUACUAGUAGUAGUAGUAAUCUUAAAUCUGCAUCUAAACAUUAUGUCUCUGAUGAAGACUUAAAUUCUGCGAAACCAGAAGAACUGCAAGCAUUUGUAACACCGUCUAGUUUACCUUCAAAUAUUUCACUAUCUAGUCGUCAUGAUGGAAUUGCACAUGUGUAGGGUGUGAGUGAGUGAGUGGGUGAGUGCAUCCUCUUGUUUAUUCAUGUACUGCCCGUCUACACUCAGUUAUGCAACACAAUGUACAACAUAACCAAUCGUAUUUCAUCACUCACUCACUCAUUUGUUUUGUUUUAUUUGAUUUUACUUUUUUUAUUGAGAAUCCUGUUCUAUACUUACUACUACCAGCACCCGUAUAGUGUUCCCUCUCAAUUAUUGAUUAAUUAGUGGUGCUGUGAAUGUUGGAAUGUUGUUUGAGACAAGGUUUGGUGUUUUAUUUUGCCUUUUUGUGGGCCGAGUUUGAUUGAUAGUUAGAUAGAUGUAUGUUUUUAUUUGUGAUUUUGUUAUAUACUACUAAUACUACUACUAUUAUUCUUAUCAGUAUUGUUGUUACUCUUCAAAUUAGAUUCUUCUGUGAGUGUGAGUAUUUUAUAGUCAACACUAACUAUACUGAUCAUGCAUUCCAUAAAUACUGAAGAGGCACACUAAAUAUUAUACUAUCGCCUGUCUUUUUCCUUUUCUUUCUUUUUUUUGUUGUUGUUAUUGUUGUUGAGUUAUUCUAUUUUCUGAUGCUGCUGCUGCCUCCGCUAGAUGGGGUGGUUACUUUCUCAAAGUUAUGCAAUUAUCAGGGGGGGUGGGGUGGGUGGGAUGGAGAAACUAUUACUCUCUGUACACUGAACUUAUAUAUACAUAUAUGUGUCUCUAAUUGCACUUAUUGCCUAUCUAUAGAUGUAUAUACAUACAUAUAUAAAUAUAUGUUAUCGAUUUCAUCUUCUAGAAAUACUCUUCUCUUAUCAACUUCUACUCAUUCUAGACGGUUCUUCUUUCAUUACAAUAUCAUUAUUAUUAUUAUAUUAGAUAAUUGUGGCUGCCCUCUCUCAAUUCAGCUUUCUUUUGGAGUAGAUAUAUGUGUGCAUUUUGUGGGAAUACAUACACAUAGAUAUGUACCUUUGUUUCUGUUUCAUUUUGCAUUCUUAUCCUUUGUCUUGUAGCUGUUAUUGGCAGAUGUCUUAUUAUUAGUAUUCAAUAUCUUAGGCAUUUUGAGAGCUAUUCACAUGGAUUCUAUGUUUACUAUUAUAUGUAUCACAGUUGAAUCUUUCAGUUCUAUUUGUUGUCUGUAGUACUUCUUGCCAAAGAGAGAGAGUUUGUGUGUUUGGGUGUUGAUUUAUUGUGUUUUUUAUUUUAUUCCUUUACGAUCCAGUGGAACAUUGGGUGGCUUCAAGCUAGAAGCUUGAACUUUCUGUAGCAGUGGUUGGUUGCUAGCCUCACUUGCCCCACCCCAAACCUUCCCUCUUUAGCAGCCUUAUUACUGGCUUAGAGAGGUAAAGGAAUGAGUGCGUGGGUUGCUCGGAGGUCGAACCCCGAACCACCUGCUUGGUUGGCGAGCAUUCUACUGCUAUGCCACUGAUGCACUAUGUAUGUAUUCUUUACUUACCUACUUUGCCUACCUAUCUAUCUAUCUACCUAUCUUUCUAUCCUACCUACUCUACUUAUCCUAUUCUAUUCCAUUCUAUCCUAUUUAUCUAUGUAUACAGCAUAUAUAUAUAUAAAAUUUUGUAUAUACAUAUAUAGUUCUUUUAGACUGUUCGAUGGUUUCCCGUUAUUAUUUAAUAUUGCAAUUUAUACUUAAACUUAUUUUCUUCUUUCUGACGUCUGGGUUGUUAGUUCGUUGGUUGGUUGUCUUUUUUUCAAAAUUUGUUUGUGUACAUCAGAAUACGACGGAAACAGGUCAACAGGGUCAUGCGUGUGUGUGUAGGCUGUGCUAUGCGGGGGGGGGAGGCUUUUACCUAACUUUUAUUCUUUUUCCUUCGCCUACACACAAAUCGUCUCUCACUCUCCCCCUCUCCCAUUUUAUAUUGAAUGAAUGAAUGAGGAUUCUUCAAUGAAUUAAUUAAUGAGAUCACAUGAAGGGGUGACUAGAAGCAAUUAAUUCUCCGAGUACAUAUAUAUACAUAAAAAUGUGCCCAAAAUAUUAAUUAAUAAAAAACAAUUGAAGAGAUUUCCAAUCUUAAUUACUUCAUGGUGUUGUAAUUCUAUAUUAUUGAUGAAGUUAUUUUCAAAUCUUAUAUAAGAAUUUCUCUUUCCAG
Trichobilharzia szidati is the source of this 4949-nucleotide messenger RNA. The record is from the annotation of a GenBank genome assembly. Lineage: Eukaryota; Metazoa; Platyhelminthes; Trematoda; Strigeidida; Schistosomatidae.